This is a messenger RNA of Halteromyces radiatus, 753 nucleotides long. RefSeq names its product AP-1 complex subunit theta-1. The transcript has 6 exons. Gene Ontology annotation, molecular function: clathrin-cargo adaptor activity. The record is from RefSeq and is a predicted model, not a curated record. NCBI's taxonomy places the organism in Eukaryota, Fungi, Mucoromycota, Mucoromycetes, Mucorales, Cunninghamellaceae. Gene Ontology annotation, cellular component: intracellular membrane-bounded organelle; AP-1 adaptor complex. The coding region runs from base 92 to 553 and encodes 153 amino acids. Gene Ontology annotation, biological process: protein transport; vesicle-mediated transport.
UUCUUUUUUCUUUUUUAAAUAUAUAUACCAUCUCUUUUCAUCUAAUAACAAUUCAUUAUUUUCUAUAUUCUUCAAGACAUACUAUAAUACAAUGGGGAUUAACUGGUUAUUACUCGUCAGUCGUCAAGGAAAAGUUCGUUUAACAAAAUGGUUUGUGACUAUUCCACCAAAGGAAAAGGCAAAGAUUGUGAAGGAUGCUACACAAUUGGUAUUGGCAAGGAGGGUGAAAAUGUGUAAUUUUCUGGAAUAUAAAGACCAAAAAAUUGUUUAUAGAAGAUAUGCAAGUUUAUUCUUUGUGGCGGGUAUCAAUCAAGACGAUAAUGAACUGAUUACUUUGGAAAUUAUUCACCGUUACGUAGAAAUCUUGGAUCGUUAUUUCGGCAACGUUUGUGAAUUGGAUUUAAUCUUCAAUUUUCAAAAGGCCUACUUUAUACUAGAUGAAUUGAUUAUAGCUGGUGAACUACAAGAAACAAGCAAAAAGUCAGUAUUACGGGUCAUUACUCAACAGGAUCAAUUUGAAGAACAAGAAGGAACUGAAGUCAAGUCAGGAUAAAUACCAUCAUUUCCUGUAGAAUAUUAGUAUAUUAUCAUCAUUCAUUAUCAUGUAUCAUCCCUCUCGAAUUUUUCUCUUUAUUCUUCAAGUUGACUUUUUAAAACAAUAAAGAAUAAAACUGUACCCCAUACCACCAAUGCAAAUAAUUCGAUCUACAAUGACUCCAAAAUGACUCAUUACUGAGUUUAAAUCUAUCAAGA